AUGAAUGCAGAAAAUGUGGCGAAAAUGCUGGCAGCUACAGUCGCCCCGGAACGAGACGUAGCACAGCAAGCAGAGGCGAAAUUGGAGGAAAUGCAAAAAAUAAUCGGAUUCCCUGGUAUACUUCUACAAUUGGUCAUGGGCGAAUCUGUAGAUCAGUCAGUAAAACAGGCGGGCGCCAUUAUGCUCAAAAAUUUUUGCCACACUUUCUGGGCCGACAGGGAAAUGACAGCAGCGGGCGACUCGGCGACGAACUUCGUCAUUCAUGAAAACGACAAAGCUUAUAUCCGGGAGAACAUUGUCGAGUCUAUCAUUGCCUCGAACGAGCUUCUACGAAAUCAACUCACAGUCAUCGCCAACCACAUUAUCAAGCACGACUAUCCUCACAAAUUCCCAGAGGUCAAUGAUAAAAUCCUCGCUUAUCUGCAGGAGAGAGCGGAGCCAGCAAAGCUGAUGGGAUCUCUGCUGGUGCUCUACCAAAUCGUGAAAUGUUUUGAGUACAAGAGCUCGAAAGAGCGCGAGCCACUGAUCAUGAGCAUGAAAGUAUUCCUGCCAAUUAUUCAAGAAAUGAUCGACCAGCUCUCGGCGGGAGACAAUAACGAAGCAUCUAUCCUCCUGCAAAAACAAAUUUUAAAAAUCUUCUUCGCUCUCACACAGUACACCAUGCCCCUGACACUCAUCAACGCGGAAAACUUCGCCACGUGGAUGGAAAUCAUCAUUCGAAUUAUUGCAAUCGAGGUCCCAGCUUUUGUUGAUGAGUACGACGAGUCUGAUCGGGCAGAGUCGCCUUGGUGGAAGGUCAAGAAGUGGUGCUGCCAUGUCGUCUCCAGGAUUUUUGAGCGAUACGGAAGCCCAGGAAACGUCGAUGAACAAUACCUAGAUUUCGCCAACUUCUGGCUCAAGAAUUAUUCAAUCAAAGUGAUGGCCGUCCAGCUCCAGGUGCUACAGCGGAAGAAGGAGGAAAAAUACAUCGCACCUCGCGUGCUUCAACAAAUCCUGAAUUACGUCGAAACAGCAGUUGGGCACGCACAGACCUGGAAGAUCUUGAAAAACGUCUAUAACGAUAUGCUGAUCUACAUCUUGUUCCCACUCCUGUGCUUCUCAGAAGACGACAAAGACCUGUGGGAAGACGAUCCACAAGAGUUCAUUCGAUCGAAGUUCGAUGUCUUCGAAGAUUUCAUUUCGCCCAAUACUGCCGCCCAGACUGUGCUACAUACUGCAUGCUCAAAGCGUAAACAAGUGCUCGAGCUAACGAUCAACUUCUGCUCUCAAAAGAUUCAAGAAGGCUGCACACCACAAGAGCAAGACGGCGUGCUUCAUAUCAUCGGUUCUGUCGCCGAUGCCUUGAUGAAAAAGAAGCCGUUUAAAGAUCAAAUGGAAGGAAUGCUCCGUGACCUUGUUCUUCCAGCCUUCACCAAUCAAGAAGGAUACAUCCGCGCUCGAGCUUGCUGGGUUGUUCAACAAUGCGCACAUUUGAAGUUCAAGAGCGAUGACAUUCUCAAAGCGAUGGCCGAUUGCGUCAGGGGUCUCUUGCUCAACCCCCAGGAACACCUGCCCGUGCGUGUUGAAGCUGCGAUCGCCCUUAACCAGUUCGUCUGCCAGCAACACAAAAUUGCCCAGUACAUGACUCAAUCGCUCAAAGAGAUACUUGAAGCACUUCUUUUCUUGAUCAACGAAACUGAGAAUGACGAGCUCACUGAUGUGGUUAGGAAGAUUAUCUGCUACUACUGUGAAGAAAUCGCUCCAUUUGCUGUUGAAAUGGCCGACAAAAUUGUUGCGACCUUUUUAAAGGUUAUCGACAAUGAUGACGAAGACACGUCUGAUGAUCGAGCAAUCACAGCUGUUGGUCUUCUCAACACACUGGAAACUAUGCUCGACGUGGUUGAUCAAGAAAAGAGCAUCAUGGCUCGCUUGGAGGGUAUUGUCUGCCGGGCUAUCGCGCACGUCCUGGCUAAUAGAAUAAUGGACUACUACGAAGAAGUGCUUUCCCUGCUGUACUCGAUCACAUGCAACCAGGUCUCUCCAGAGAUGUGGCAGGCGCUCGAACUCAUCCACAACGUUUUCAACGACGAUGGAUUCGACUUUUUCACAGAAAUGAUGCCUUGCCUCCACAACUUCCUUGUGAACGACACGGAGAUGUUCCUAUCGAACCCUCGGAAUCUCGAAAUCUUGUUCUCCAUGUGCUGCAAGGUGCUCACCUCAGACUGCGGAGAGGACCCGGAGAGCCACGCAGCCAAGCUACUCGAGUGCAUUGUGAUCCAAUGCAGAAGCCAAGUGGACCCCAUUUUGCCGAAAAUUCUUGCACCCGCACUUGAACGACUUACGAAAGAAAUCAAGACACCAGAGCUUCGCCAGAUGUGUCUUCAGGUAGUGGUCGCUGCAAUGCUCCACAAUCCGGAUGUGGUGCUUGGCUUGCUUAACGAAAUCCGCUUUCCGAAUUCGCCCGAGCCAAUCGGAUCCGAUCAGUUUGUUCGCAAAUGGCUCGGCCAUAUCGAGGAUUUUACUGGCAUCCACGACCGUAGAGUUUGCAUUUUCGGUCUUUGCAAUUUACUGUUGUCAUCUGCAAAGCCAGCAUGCGUAUGGGAACUUAGGAAUGAAAUUUUGCCGAACUUUAUCCACCUCUUCAAUGGACUCAAGAAAGCCGUCGCGCUGAGGGACGAGGAAGAAGACGGGGAAGAGGAAGACGCCGAGAUUGACGACUCAGACGAAGAGCUAGAGGAAAUUGACGACGAUGCCGACUUGAUCGACUCUGACAAUGAAUACAAAGAUAUUCUGAAAGACCUUGACGCAGGAGACGAGUCGCUUUGGGAGGCAGAAACUGGAUUAGAGACUUUCCAAACCGAUUUUGACGAUGAAGAGAAAGAGGAUAACGAUGAAUAUUUACGCUUUUGCAAAGCGAUGCAAAGUAUCGAUGCGGGAGAUAAGCAACUUUAUAGCGGCAUCACUGAAGGCUUAACGAAUGAGUUCCGAGAUGAGCUGAUGUCCAUCAUGAAUCUAUCCGAGGAGCGAAAGAAAAAGUACUCGACCUAA
Oikopleura dioica is the source of this 3027-nucleotide messenger RNA. NCBI's taxonomy places the organism in Eukaryota, Metazoa, Chordata, Appendicularia, Copelata, Oikopleuridae. The record is from the annotation of a GenBank genome assembly.